Neogale vison (American mink) is the source of this 2550-nucleotide messenger RNA. It is a transcript of the gene LRRTM3, whose product is annotated as leucine rich repeat transmembrane neuronal 3. Lineage: Eukaryota; Metazoa; Chordata; Mammalia; Carnivora; Mustelidae. The coding region runs from base 643 to 2388 and encodes 581 amino acids. The transcript is spliced from 3 exons. Gene Ontology annotation, molecular function: protein binding. The record is from RefSeq and is a predicted model, not a curated record.
AAGAGAGACAUUUCUGCACAUGCCCAUAAUGUUCUUCACCACUGGGGGCAGCUUUACAUAAGACUGCAUUCACUGAAACCAAAGCAACAGUCCGAGCAGCUUUCAGAAUGACAGUCUGCAGAAGUGAGCUGAGCGUGUGUGCGGUACGGGGCUCUCCUGCCUCCUGGGCUCCAACGCAGCUUUGUGGCUGAAGUGGGUGCUCACCACCAGAAAUGCUGGGCUAUGGAAUACAGAUGUGGCAGCUCAGGUAGCCCCACGUUGCCUGGAGGAAUACAUCAUGCUUUCCGAUAAGAAGAAAUUGUAGAAGCCAGUUUUUUUUUUUUUUUAAACGUUCCCCCCCCACCAAAAAAAAAAAAACUGUAAAGAUGCAAAAACGUAAUAUCCAUGAAGAUCCUAUUACCUAGGAAGAUUUUUUUGAUGUUUUGCUACAAAUGCGGUGCUGGAAUUUAUUUGUUCUUGGAGUGUUCUGCGUGGCUGGCAAAGAAUAAUGUUCCAAAAUCGGUCCAUCUCCCAAGGGGUCCAAUUUUUCUUCCUGGGUGUCAGCGAGCCCUGACUCACAGUGCAGCUGACAGGGGCUGUCAUGCAAGUGGCCCCUUAAGCCAAAGCAAAAGACCUAAGGACGACCUUUGAACAAUACAAAGGAUGGGUUUCAAUGUAAUUAGGCUACUGAGCGGAUCAGCUGUAGCACUGGUUAUAGCCCCCACUGUCUUACUGACAAUGCUUUCUUCUGCCGAACGAGGAUGCCCUAAGGGCUGUAGGUGUGAAGGCAAAAUGGUAUAUUGUGAAUCUCAGAAAUUACAGGAGAUACCCUCAAGUAUAUCUGCUGGUUGCUUAGGUUUGUCCCUUCGCUAUAACAGCCUACAAAAACUUAAGUAUAAUCAAUUUAAAGGGCUCAACCAGCUCACCUGGCUGUACCUUGACCAUAAUCAUAUCAGCAAUAUUGAUGAGAAUGCUUUUAAUGGAAUACGCAGACUCAAAGAGUUGAUUCUGAGUUCCAACAGAAUCUCCUAUUUUCUCAACAAUACCUUCAGACCUGUGACAAAUUUACGGAACUUGGAUCUGUCCUAUAAUCAGCUGCAUUCUCUGGGAUCUGAACAGUUUCGGGGCUUGCGGAAGCUGCUGAGUUUACAUCUAAGGUCUAACUCCCUGAGAACCAUCCCCGUGCGAAUAUUCCAAGACUGCCGCAAUCUGGAACUUUUGGACCUGGGAUAUAACCGGAUCCGAAGUUUAGCCAGGAAUGUCUUUGCUGGCAUGAUCAGACUCAAAGAACUUCACCUGGAGCACAAUCAAUUUUCUAAGCUCAACCUGGCCCUUUUUCCAAGGUUGGUGAGCCUUCAGAACCUUUACUUGCAGUGGAAUAAAAUCAGUGUCAUAGGACAGACCAUGUCCUGGACCUGGAGCUCAUUACAAAGGCUUGAUUUAUCAGGCAAUGAGAUUGAAGCUUUUAGUGGACCUAGUGUUUUCCAGUGUGUCCCAAAUCUGCAGCGCCUCAACCUGGAUUCCAAUAAGCUUACAUUUAUUGGUCAAGAGAUUUUGGAUUCUUGGAUAUCUCUCAAUGACAUCAGUCUUGCCGGGAAUAUAUGGGAAUGCAGCAGAAAUAUCUGUUCCCUGGUAAACUGGCUGAAAAGUUUUAAAGGUCUGAGGGAGAAUACAAUUAUCUGUGCCAGUCCCAAAGAGCUGCAAGGAGUAAACGUGAUCGAUGCCGUGAAGAACUACAGCAUCUGUGGCAAAAGUACCACGGAGAGGUUUGAUCUGGCCAGGGCUCUCCCCAAACCGACAUUUAAGCCUAAGCUUCCCCGGCCGAAGCACGAGAGCAAGCCCCCCCUGCCCCCCACGGUGGGAGCCACGGAGCCCAGCCCAGAGACCGAUGCUGACACCGAGCACAUCUCUUUCCAUAAAAUCAUCGCAGGGAGCGUGGCCCUUUUCCUGUCCGUGCUCGUCAUCCUGCUCGUUAUCUACGUGUCAUGGAAGCGGUACCCUGCGAGCAUGAAGCAGCUACAGCAGCGCUCCCUCAUGCGAAGGCACAGGAAAAAGAAAAGACAGUCCCUAAAGCAAAUGACUCCCGGCACCCAGGAAUUUUAUGUAGAUUAUAAACCCACCAACACGGAGACCAGCGAGAUGCUGCUGAAUGGGACGGGACCCUGCACCUAUAACAAAUCAGGCUCCAGGGAGUGUGAGAUACCUUUAUCAAUGAAUGUGUCAACCUUUCUGGCAUACGACCAGCCCACAAUAAGUUACUGUGGGGUGCAUCAUGAACUUCUCUCUCAUAAGUCCUUUGAAACGAAUGCACAGGAAGAUACGAUGGAAUCACACCUAGAGACUGAGCUGGACCUGAGCACAAUCACAACAGCUGGCCAAAUCAGUGACCAUAAACAGCAGCUGACUUAACUGAGCUAAUUGGUAGCCAAGGGUUGCCACCAAACUUUGUAACCUCAAGGACAAAAUGAGGAAAAUUUGUUCAUUGUGGACUCUAAAAGCAAAACACAACAAAAAUCCCCUGUUAAACAAAAAUCCAAGAUUUAUUCAUGAAAUAAAGAAGACAUGAAUUGU